This is a messenger RNA of Closterium sp. NIES-65, 5109 nucleotides long. The record is from the annotation of a GenBank genome assembly. Lineage: Eukaryota; Viridiplantae; Streptophyta; Zygnematophyceae; Desmidiales; Closteriaceae.
AUGGCUAGCCCUCCUGUGCUAGCUUUCGAUGCUGAGGGCCGCCCAGUGAAGUUCGAUACCUGGCUAGAUGACCUGCAUCUCUAUCUACAGCUCACAGCCAAGGACGACAUCUCACUGUACGACCACGCCCUAGGCCAUGUCACUGCCCAUGCUGCUACUGCUGACAGCACUGCUCGCUUGCAGUGGCAGACUCGUGAUGCCCAUGCUCGCUUCGCUAUUCGCAACUCCCUGCCGAUAGACGAACGCGAGCACUUUGGCCAUCACAAGACUGCACAGGCACUGUACACAGCUGUCGUUGCUCGCUACUCCUCACCUGCCUCUGCCGCGCUAGGCCAUCUCUCCCUCCCCUACCUGUUUCCCGACCUGGCCUCGUUCCACACAGCCGCUGACCUCAUCACGCACCUCCGUACUAGUGAGGCCCGCUUCCGUGCCGCCAUGCCCGCUGAGUUCCUUGCCACGCACCCCCCUCCACUCUGGCUCACUCUCUACCACCUAGUCACCCGCCUCCCUGACACACUGCGUGCUGUCAGGGACCACUUCCUAGCUCGUUGCCCCACUGAGCUCACCAUUGCCCUCCUCGAGAAGGAGCUGCUUGCAGCUGAGACUAGCAUAGUCGCUGUAGGUCGGCGCUGCAUCUGCCUCUUGCGGGCGCCGCAGCGGCAAGGGCAAAGGGGGCAAGGGUGGUGGCGGGUGACGGCGGGGGAGGCGGCGGUGGGGGCGGUGGAGGCAGUGGGGGUGGUGGCUCGGCUAGAGGGGCGAGUGGUAGCGGUGGGGGUGGUGGCGGCAGCGGCGGGGGAGGUGGCAGGGGCGGAGGCGGUGGUUGGGGUGGCGGUGGACGAGGCGGCGGCAGGGGUUGGGGUGGUCGAGGAGGUGGCAGCGGUGGUGGUGGCCGUGGAGGCGCUGGCGGUGGCCAGGGCCAGCAGCACACUCCUUCGCCCCAGGAGGUCCAAGAAAGGGAUUGAUAUCUAUGCUCUAGACUUUGAUGCUAUUCUAUCUGCCAUGUAUGUGAUGUCUACUAGUGGAGAGGGUGCUGAGUACUUGUGUGUGCCGCCCGACCCGGGCAUUAGGGCCAGUGCGUCUGCCGCUCCAGGUACUCGCGUGUCGGCUACCCCAGGUGCUGGUGAGGCUGCUGCUCUAGGUGCUCGUGUGUCUGCCCCCCUUGGUACUGAGUCGACUGCAGCACUGCACACCUUCACACUGGACUCAGGUGCUUCUCGAUGCUUCUUUCGUGACCGCACUGCCCUUGAGUCGCUUGCUCGGCCAGUUGCUGUCUCCCUUGCUGACCCCUCUGGGGGUCCGGUCAUUGCGACCUCUUCCACUGUCCUUCCCUGUCCUGCGGUCCCGUCGGGCACACUGUCAGGUCUCCACCUCCCCUCGUUCUCUACGAACUUGGUGGCAGGAUGUGCGCUCCAGGACGGGAGUGUUCACCAGUUCACCCCUGCCUACGAGCGCGUGAGACACUGUACGUGUGCUCGUACGGGCCGUCACUUGGCUACCUUCACUCGGCAGCCGGGGUCGGACCUGUACACACUGACUACUGAGUCCCCUCAGGUUGCUGCGUCUGCGUCUGCGUCCGCGUCAGGUCAGCUGUCGGCCCCCUGCUCGUGUCGCUCUCUGGCACACGAGACUGUCCUCUGGCACCACCGCCUUGGCCACCCGUCUGUGCAGCGGCUUCGUGCCAUGCACUCCCGGUACCUUGUCUCUGGCCUGCCCAGGGUCCUUCCUGCCCUCCCACCCUCGCCUGCUCCUACCUGUCUCCCCUGUGUCGAGGGACGGCAGCGCGCCGCUCCUCACUCCUCCUCGUUUCCCCCGACGACUGCUCCCUUGCAGAUGCUCCACAUGGACGUGUGGGGCCCAGCCCGCGUCCGUGGUCAGGGUCAGGAGAGGUACUUCCUGAUAGUUGUUGACGACUACUCGCGCUACACCUCGGUCUUUCCCUUGCGCACCAAGGGUGAGGUCCCUGAUGUCUUGAUCCCUUGGAUCCGCAGAGCCCGUCUCCAGCUCAGCGAGCGUUUUCACUCGGACUUUCCUGUCCUACGCUUGCACUCUGACAGAGGUGGUGAGUUCUCCUCCGACCUCUUGGCAGCCUACUGUGCUGAGCACGGCAUUGAGCAGUCGUUCACGCUUCCGGCCUCUCCACAGCAGAAUGGGGUUGCGGAGCGCCGCAUUGGCCUGGUCAUGGAGGUCGCCCGUACCUCCUUGAUCCAUGCGGCUGCCCCCCACUUUCUGUGGCCGUUUGCGGUCCGGUACGCUGCACAUCAGCUCAACCUCUGGCCCCGUGUCUCCUUGCCGGAGACCUCGCCCACGCUGCUGCGGACGGGGGAGGUUGGCGAUGCGUCGCGUUUCCGGGUCUGGGGGUCCCGAGCUUUUGUCCGCGAUACGUCUGCGGACAAGCUCUCCUCCCGUGCUGUUCCCUGCGUCUUCCUCGGCUUUGUCCCGGACGCGUCUGGUUGGCAGUUUUACCACGCCACCUCGCGCCGAGUCUUGCCCUCUCGGGACGUCACUUUUGACGAGUCCGUCCCCUACUACCGCCUCUUCCCCUACCGCACUGCCCCGCUCCCCCCCCCGCCUCUCUUCCUCGCGCCAGAUCCUCCUGUUGCAGACCCCCUCCCCCCUCAGGGUGCUGCUCCCUCAGGUGUGUCUCAAGUAGACCCGGUUGAGCCUGUUGAGGUCGCUGUCGACUCUCGUCCUGCUGGGGGUGCUGAGCCUGGGGGUGCUGAGCCUGGGGGUGCUGAGCCUGGGGGUGUGGAGCCUGGGGGUGUGGAGCCUGGGAGUGCUGAGCCUGGGGGUGUGGAGCCUGGGGGUGUGGAGCCUGGGGGUGUGGAGCCUGGGGGUGCCGAGCUUGGGGGUGUGGAGCCUCGUGGUGCUGAGCCGCAGAGUCCGGAGUCUGGGAGUUCUGGGUCUGGAGCCGGACGUACUGCUGGGACUGGUGCUAGUGCCUCUUCUCCCGUUAGGGAGCUCCCCUCCCGCGAGCGGAUCCGUGAGUGGUACGAGCAGCGCUGCACUCUUCAGAGUGGCGUGCCUCGUGUUGCGGACCCCGCUGCCGUUGGAGCUGCUGCUGGCGCUGAGGACCCGGGCGUUGAAGCUACCGCUGGUGCUGCGGACCCGGGCGUUGGAGCUGCUGCUGGUGCUGAGGACCCCGGUGUUGGAGCUACCACUGGUGCUGCGGACCCUGGUGCGGGUGUCCCUGCUGACUCUGGUGUUGCUGCACGGUCCCAGCCGUACUUCGUUCCGCUCCUUCAGCAGGUUCUUGGUCAGCUCCCUCCUCCUUGUCCUCCUCCCUCCUUAGCGUGUCCUCCGUCUGUCCAUCUGAAGUCGCAGUUACACUCUGCCUCCUCUCUCACUGGUCCUGCUCCUUACACUGGUCCGACUGGAGGUCUUACUGAGCGUCGUGAGCCUGAGUCUUGUCCUGCGUCGCCGGAGUCUCGUCCUGAGUCGCCUGUUCACACUGCUCUCUCUAGUAGUCGUGUCCAGCCUCAGCGUCUUCCUGCUGUCCCAGGCACUCACCGGAUGGCGCUUCGUCCGUCCACUACUCCACAGCGUGUCCCACUGCCGUCUCCUCCUGCUUCCUCUCUUCUUGCUCUUGCUGACCCUGGGUCAGACUCUCUUCGUGCUGCCAGUCCUACUAUCACGCGUCUCCUGGCUACUGUUGUCACUGACCCUUCCUUUGAGUCUGCUGCUGCGUCUGCCUUAGUUGCUGAGCUUGUCGACUUUGCUGCUCGCUGUCGUCUUGACUACGCUGCUUGCCUUGUUGCUGAGUCUGAGUCUGUCUGUCCUCCGUCUGUCGGGGGUGAGUGUGCUCUUGGCACUGACGUCCUUGAGGACAGGCAAGAGGAGUUUGAGUGCUUUGCUGCCGUUUUGCCCCAUCUCGUGUCCAUGCUUUCAGCCAUGGACACAGAGAUGGCUUCCUGGAAGUCCACAGGCACCUACGUCGACGAGGUUCCCCCGCCUGGGGCGAACAUCGUCAGUGGCAUGUGGAUUUUCAGGGUGAAGCGGCCGCCGGGCUCUCCGCCUGUCUUAAAGGCGCGUUACGUUGCACGAGGCUUCAGUCAGCGAGAGGGAGUUGACUUCUUCCAGACCUUCUCCCCGACCCCGAAGAUGACCACUCUUCGGGUUCUGCUGCACGUCGCCGCUCAGCGUGACUACGAGCUCCACUCGCUUGACUCCAGCACUGCUUUCCUGCAGGGCAGCCUGCACGAGGAGAUCUGGCUGCACCGUCCACCUGGCUUCACUGGGUUGUUCCCUCCUGGUACCCAGUGGAGCCUCCGACGGCCAGUCUACGGUCUCCGCCAGGCGCCUCGUGAGUGGCACGACACACUGAGGACUAUGCUUGCGGCUCUUGGGUUCGCACCUUCUACUGCUGACCCGUCGCUGUUUCUACGCACCGACACCUCACUGCCGCCGUUCUACGUCCUUGUGUACGUCGACGACUUGGUCUUUGCUACUGCUGACACUGUGGCACUCGCCCACGUGAAGUCCGAGCUGCAGAAGAGACACACGUGCACAGACUUGGGUGAACUGACAAGCUAUCUUGGCUUGCGGAUCACCCGGGACAGAGCACGCCACACCAUCACCUUGACUCAGUCACACAUGGUGCAGCAGGUCCUGCAGCGCUUCCGCUUCACGUACUCCUCGCCUCAUUCCACUCCUCUGCCUACCGGUCACUCGCUCUCAGCUCUGCCUUCGGAUGAGUCCGUAGAGCCGAGUGACCCGUAUCCAGAGCUUGUGGGUUGCCUCAUGUACCUGAUGACCUGCACUCGACCAGACCUUGCAUACCCUCUCAGCAUUCUUGCACGCUAUGUCGCUCCCGACCGUCACCGGAAGGAGCACAUGGAUGCAGCUAAGAGGGUGUUGCGCUACUUGUGCAGUACGUCGGGCAUGGGGCUAGUGCUUGGAGGGCAAGUCCCAGUUGUUCUCACUGGGCACUCAGACGCUUCUUGGGCAGACGACCAGGCUACUCAGCGGUCGUCUCAGGGUUACUCCUUCAGUCUUGGCUCUGGUUCUGUUUCUUGGCGUUCUACUUGCUCUUCUUCUGUUCUCAGCUCCAGUUGUGAGGCUGAGAUCUACGCCACAGCCAUGGCGGCCCAGGAGCUACGCUGGCUUACCUAA